Guillardia theta CCMP2712 is the source of this 915-nucleotide messenger RNA. RefSeq lists its product as hypothetical. Gene Ontology annotation, molecular function: antiporter activity. The transcript has 6 exons. Gene Ontology annotation, cellular component: Golgi apparatus. Lineage: Eukaryota; Cryptophyceae; Pyrenomonadales; Geminigeraceae. The record is from RefSeq and is a predicted model, not a curated record. Bases 1 to 915 code for a protein of 304 amino acids.
AUGGCCCGUAUCUCCCUUACCCACCGCCACAGGUCCCUCAGCCUGACCCUCUUGAACAAGCUGAUCUUCUCGCGGUUCAAGUAUCCUCUCUUCGUGACCGAGUUUCAGCUCGUUGUAGCCAUGGCGUUGCUCUACAUCCUCGGAGAGGUCUCGACCAAGCUCGGAGUCCUUACCUUCAUUCCUCCUGUUGACCUGGAUGGAGCGAUCGCCAUGAAGAUUCUGCCAGUCACCCUCCUCUUCGUCUCCAUGUUGUCGUCGACCAACUACUGCCUCAAGCACGUCGACAUCAGCUUCUACCAGCAGAUCCUCCGAUCUCUAGUCAUCCCCUUCAACAUUCUCAUCAGCUACCUCCUCCUCGGAGUCCUGCCUUCUUUCAACGCCUCAACCUGCUCCAUCGUCGUCAUGGUUGGCUUCGCCCUGGGGACAGUGACGGAGUUAAACUUCAGCCAUGAGGGCUUCAUCUUUGGGAUCUUCUCCUCCAUCAUGGUAGCCUGCUACUCUACCUCGGUCAAGAAGAUUCUGCCGGUGGUGGGCAACUCAACCUGGCGCCUCAUGCACUACACGACCUUCCUCGGUAUCCUCGCGCUAGCGCCCAUGGUCUACAUCUCGGGGGAGCUCAAGGGAGCUCUGAGCUCGGGGGCUAUGGAGUCAAGGAUGUUCUGGCUGAUGAUGACCAACGCGGCGGUCGUCGGCUUUCUGAUCAACCUGGCCUACUUCGCGCUCAUCAAGUACGGAUCGCCGCUCACAACUCACAUCUCAGGCUGCGCCAAGACGGCCCUGCAGACGGUGCUGUCCGUCAUCAUCUUCGGUAACAGAGUCUCCUUUUGGAACUCUGUAGGAAUCGCCAUCACCCUGCUAGGGUCCUCCGCCUACUCCCUUGAGAGAUUCCUUGAAGUUCGCCAGAAAAAGCCGUGA